This is a messenger RNA of Gamsiella multidivaricata, 796 nucleotides long. RefSeq names its product cyclophilin-like domain-containing protein. Gene Ontology annotation, molecular function: peptidyl-prolyl cis-trans isomerase activity. The coding region runs from base 16 to 624 and encodes 202 amino acids. Gene Ontology annotation, biological process: protein peptidyl-prolyl isomerization; protein folding. The transcript has 4 exons. The record is from RefSeq and is a predicted model, not a curated record. Gene Ontology annotation, cellular component: intracellular membrane-bounded organelle. NCBI's taxonomy places the organism in Eukaryota, Fungi, Mortierellomycota, Mortierellomycetes, Mortierellales, Mortierellaceae.
UACACAAGGAAUACAAUGGAAGAAUGGGGUGUUUAUGUUCUGUCUCCUCCCCCCUCUGUUUUCCUUUUCCUUUUCUCCUUCACUCAUCACCUUCCCCUCUUCCAAACAACUCUCAUCACAAUGGACAACAACCCCCGAGUUUACUUCGACAUCACCAUCAAUGACGAGCCAGCGGGCCGCAUCGUCAUGAAGCUCCGCAAGGAUGUUGUUCCCAAGACCGCUGAGAACUUCCGCGCUCUCUGCACCGGUGAGAAGGGAUUCGGUUAUGCCGGUUCCUCCUUCCACCGCAUCAUCCCCGAGUUCAUGAUCCAGGGUGGUGACUUCACCCGCGGCAACGGUACCGGCGGCAAGUCCAUCUACGGUGAGAAGUUCGCUGAUGAGAACUUCACCCUGAAGCACACUGCCCCCUUUGUUCUCUCCAUGGCCAAUGCUGGCCCCAACACCAACGGCUCCCAGUUCUUCAUUUGCACUGCCAAGACCUCGUGGUUGGAUGGCAAGCACACCGUCUUCGGUGAAGUCGUUGAGGGCCAGGACAUCGUUCGCCAGAUUGAGAAUCUCGGUUCCGCAUCUGGUAGCCCCAAGGCCAAGGUUACCAUCGCUGCCUCUGGCGAGCUCCAGCAGUAAAUUUUGCUCUUUUUUUCGACAAAACAAAAGAAAAACGACAAAUGAAGUUCGUGCCUCUCGCAACACAAUUGUACAGUUUUUGUAACUUCAGGAUUUCAUAUACAGAAUAAAAAACCUUCUCUUGCUCUGGCAAAGGAUACAAAAGCGGGCGAGAAGAAAUGUGGAUAUCAAA